Messenger RNA from Eruca vesicaria subsp. sativa (arugula), 749 nucleotides. The record is from the annotation of a GenBank genome assembly. Lineage: Eukaryota; Viridiplantae; Streptophyta; Magnoliopsida; Brassicales; Brassicaceae.
AGUGGACUUAUUUUAUUGGGCUUUUAAUGUUUAUGAACGGGAGACGAACGCGUUUCCGCUUCUCUUUUCGUUGGAGCUGCGAGUCUUCAAAAGAAUACACACGAGGAAGAAAGAGGAGGAAAACCUGAAAAUGGAAGACGCUAAUUUUCCUGUGCGCCAUAGAAAGUUUCAAUUAGAAAGUAAGGGAAACAAGACAGAGAUUGUGAUCUGCAGCUAUGAAGAUCAUAUACUUGUCAUAGCAACACAGAUUGGAGCCAUGGGAACUAUAUUGCACGCUAGGAAGGAAGAAGGGAUGACUGUUGAACCGACAUUUAGUGUCUCGGUGAUAUUCGGAAAGCGUGAUGAGCCAACACUGAUAGCAACUGCUCGAAGACUCAUUGACCACAUAAGUUCUUUCGUUCCCUCGAAGCCUCUGGUUCUCUCACUUGGUCUCAAAGAUCAUUCUCCGGAGACGUUGAAGGAAAUAGUAGCGGCUGUGAUAGAGAAUCGCCUUUGGUAGUACAUUUUUAUGAUCCAAAUGAAAGGAUAAACGAGAAGAUGUUUUGUGUUUUCUUUUUGGCUGAUAUUAUUAGUAAGAAUUUUUUUCUUUUAAAGUUUGAUAGACCUUCAUAAAAGACCUUGUUUCGAUAUAAAAAGUUAUGUCAUAUGAACUCUUCAGUUUUUUCUUCCACAAUUUUUUUUUGGGAGAAAAACUAGAAUGACUCAAAUUAAUGGUGUUAUUACUAGAAUGACUCAUAUUUUUUUCAGAA